AUGCUUCCCCAACCAAUAAAUAUCCAAAAGUGGAUCAAAGAGAACGGCCACCUCUUACAGCCUCCCGUGAAUAACUACUGCCUUCAUCGUGGCGGGUUCACUGUGAUGAUAGUGGGAGGUCCCAACGAGAGAACCGACUAUCAUGUCAAUCAGACGCCAGAGUACUUCCACAUGUUUAAAGGGUCGAUGUGCUUGAAAGUCGUGGACGAUGGAGAGUUCAGGGAUAUUAUCAUCGAGGAAGGAGAUUCGUUCUUGCUUCCUGGAAAUACUCCUCACAACCCCGUAAGAUUUGCUGACACCAUUGGAUUGGUGGUUGAGCAGGAUCGUCCUGAGGGUGUCAACGACAAGCUCAGGUGGUACUGCCUGAACUGUCAGCAAAUCGUGCACGAGGUGGAGUUCUACUGCGUGGACUUAGGCACCCAGGUCAAGGAGGGCAUUCUUGCGUUUGAUGGCGAUAUCGAAGCCAGAACAUGCGGGCACUGUGGGACGUUGAAUCACUCCAAGCCACAAUAA
Suhomyces tanzawaensis NRRL Y-17324 is the source of this 513-nucleotide messenger RNA. Its product is annotated as 3-hydroxyanthranilate 3,4-dioxygenase. The coding region runs from base 1 to 513 and encodes 170 amino acids. Gene Ontology annotation, biological process: 'de novo' NAD+ biosynthetic process from L-tryptophan; quinolinate metabolic process. Lineage: Eukaryota; Fungi; Ascomycota; Pichiomycetes; Serinales; Debaryomycetaceae. The transcript has a single exon. Gene Ontology annotation, cellular component: cytoplasm. The record is from RefSeq and is a predicted model, not a curated record. Gene Ontology annotation, molecular function: iron ion binding; 3-hydroxyanthranilate 3,4-dioxygenase activity.